AGAAUAUGCAUAUUCUUGCUUCAGGUCCUGAGCUACAGGCAGUUAGAUUUGGGUAUGUCAUUUUAGGUGAAAAUUGACAAAAAGGGGGCGGAUCCUUAAGUUUGGUCGAAAACUCUGUGCUAUGCCAAACAGUAAACUACUUGUAACUACGAAUGGAGCAUUGAAUAGCAUCGAAUAGCCCGUUACAGUUUGUUAGCUAGCCUACAGAUCCUUUACAGUUAAAAGUUAAAUACACCUUUGUCGCACUAAGCCAAUAGUGAUGGGAAUUUCCGUUAUAUACUGUCAGAUGAGCUAUCUGGUAGUUGGAUCAAAUGCUACACAGUAGCAGGCCAACUGUACGUGUGCGUGACAACAUUAUUUCGCAGCACCAAUACACCCGCCAUUAUGACGCAAUUAUUGAGUGAUCAUGUUAUCGCUAGUAGCCUUCAUUACUGCUCUCAGCGCAUUGGACAAUUAUUGGAGUCCAUCAAUAAUGCAUUGGACGAGCGCGUUCAUUACAUUUAGUCAGUAAAUAAAUAUUUGAACGAGUUUACUCUUGUGAUUUGGAAUUUCGUGCGUCUACGCUUGUGUUCAUAAGCAGCAAGAUGCCUUAUCCACAUAGAGUGGUGAAUAUUCCCACGGGAUUCAAGGAUUUGCUUGAGGGAGUGAGCAAGGCUGUGGUGAAGUAUCAACCGGAGAGUAUCCCCGCCUUCGCAGCGGGCUUCUUCAAUGCGCUUCUUAUCUUCAGAGACGGUAGGCAAUGCUGUGCCUGAAUCCCCUGUAGUAGACUACACUAGACUGAUGCAUGUUAAUAGUUCUAGACACCUUUUGUUAAUUGACCUAAUCACGUUGCAUUGUGUUUCACAGAGAAGCCAGGCAUGCCUAUCCAUGAGCUUAUUAAAGAAUUCAGGGCUACAAAAGGCUCUCAUUUCUACAGGAAGAAGAAUAAAGCUGUACAACCACAAGUACAGCCGCAGGUCACUGUCCAAGGUCCUGAAAGGUCCCCCCAUCCCAAGCCAAUCCCGGAGUGGGAGGCAGGCCCAUUGCUAAUGGAAGCUAGAUGUGAGGAUGUCAGGGAGCCUUUCUCCUUCAUCUCUAGUGACCAGCCCUGCAGCAGCCGAGACAUCCAGGCUAUGGAUGCAGUGGCAGGAGCUUCUACUGACGGUGGCCAGAACGAGUGUGGCCUGCAGGUCUCUGCCACCACCAUCACACUAUCCCCAGGGCCCAUCCCAGCAGACAUUGCCCAGGGCCUGGCCCUGUACCGGCGCAAGAUUGACCUAGAGUCGUCCCCCCGGGACUCUCCUCCACUCGGGGCUUCCGCCAACAACUCCUGUGCGCGUGUCCGUUCGGCCCUCUUCGAGCGGGUCUCCUUCAGCGAGAUCAGCCAGGAGUUGGAUGCGGUGCUGAUCCGCACUGGCGUGCUCCCAUCAGAGUCCCUGAUCAUCGUGCAGACAGAGCAUGUACCCAAGAUGAUUGUGUUCCAGGCUCAUCCCCUAUUGGUUGAGAACGCAGCAGUGGUUCCACCUCCGUGUGACGUCCCUGUCAGGUAUAAGUGCAGCUGUGCCUCAAUGGUGGGCGCCCUCGAAGACGUGGUGGCACCAUUGGAGAUGGCCGGUGCAUCUCAGCCUAGCUAUCCCAUCUGUGAGAGAGCAGGUCCCGUGGUGGCGAGACCAGCUGCUAUGGUCGCUGAGCCUGAGGAGUCUCCAGCCCUUGGAGACAAGGUUGUACCCCUUGAGGUCCACUCUGCACCAGUCAAACCCCAGGAGAUGACACCCUCAAGGCACUCCAUCCCAGUUGGAACACUGGAGCUCCCUGUUUCAGCCCCUGCUGUGUCUGACUCCCCUGCUGUGUCUGACUCCCCUGCUGUGUCUGACUCCCCUGCUGUGUCUGACUCCCCUGCUGUGUCUGACUCCCCUGCUGUGUCUGACUCCCCUGCUGUGUCUGACUCCCCUGCUGUGUCUGACUCCCCUGCUAUGUCUGACUCCCCUGCUAUGGCUGUCCAAGAGGCGCAGAUUAGUUUGACCGAUCGUCCUCUCUCAGUCAUCCUACACUCCCUCUCUGGUGCAACUUCACCAUCCGAGACAGCAGAGGAUGUGAUGCUGGUUCCUAUGGUAGUGUCCCCUCCUGAAUCAGUCAAAAGGGUGGUGAGAGAGUCCUCUGAUCUUCUGUGUCCUCUUCCUGCAGCGACAUUGGAGACUGAGUCUGUUAGUGGGAUUUGUCCCCCUCCUUCUCCAGUGACUGUGGAGAUCCAGUCUUCCAUUCUGGCUUCUCCCCUUACUGCUGCAACCGUGGAGACAGAAUCCUCCAAUCAAAUUUGUCCUUCUUCUGUGGUCAGCGUGGAGACUGAAUUGGCCGAUAUGCUAUCUCCUUCUGCUGCAGAGACAGUGGAGGCCGAAUCUUCUGUUUUGACCUGCCCCCAUACUGCAGUGACCCUCGACUUUGUGGCCCCUGUUUCUGUGUACCUUCCUGUUGUGGCACCAGAAGAGACCGGUGUCCCCAGUGUGAAGCUCCCAGCUCCCGUGCCUGCCUUGACAGAGGAAACUCAGUGCCAGUCUGCUUCACCAUGCCUACCCACCCUCACGGCCGCAGGAGAGUCCAGAACCCCCUUCUUGGUCUACCUCCCACUGCCUGCUCCAGAGCUGGCUAAGACCCCUGGUCUGUUGUGCCAACUCGGCCUGGGACCAGAGGAAGCCAAGAGCUUCCCUUUCCUGUGUCUCCCUAUUUCUGACAUCCCCAGGACCCCAAGUCUUGUGACUGCCAGCCUGGCUCCAGCUCAGACUGCGGCUGUGGCUCCUGCUGCUGCUCCGGAUUUACCAAGGACCAACCUCCCUGGAGUGACAGAUAUCCCCAGGACCCUGAGUUAUGUGGCGGCUGGAGCUCAGGAGCUACCACGGCUCCAGAGCUAUGCGGCUAACACCGCUGAAGUCCAGGAUCCACCGAGGACCCCCAGCUAUCUGGCUAACACCCCUGGAGUUCAGGAAAUACCACACAACCCCAGCUAUCUGAAAAACUCAGCUGUCUUCCAAGAUAUGUGCUAUAUGUGCCCCUCUGUUACCGCCUCCAAUCUGUCCAGGAACAAUAGCUUUGUGCACUCUCCGGCUGCCAUGGCUCCACAGCAGCUGAUUAGGGGCCCGUGUAUGAUGUCUCUGUACCCCCAGGGAGGGCCUGUGAUGGGCCACUGUACCCACUCCCCAGGACAGUGUCCUGCGUCUCUGCAGCAGCAGGCUGACAUGGCUCCGCUCACCCACGGACAGCAGACCAACACCAACUUCAUGCCCAUUUGUUCUCAAGGGCCAAGCCUGUGUAGCUGCCUCGGCAGAACUGGCAGCCACUGGCGCCUCUGUCACCUGACGCGACCCGAGUCCCAGGGCAGGGUGGGCGGCAUGAUCUGCCCCUACCAGAACUCCCAGACCAUGAUGCACUGCAACAGCCUGGAUCACAUGGCCAACAUCCCCAUGUACCAGGACUGUGGCCACUACUCUAGCAGCUGCCACCUGCUGCCACCGUGCUCCCAGUCGUCCCACGGCAGCCUGCACACGCACCACGUGGCCGAGCCCCGUUGCUCUGCUCACAACCUGGGCACCUCCUUCGUCCAGCCCCAGAACUGCUCCUCCGACCCUCUCUUCCACUACCCCCAGCAGUACCACCUGGUGGCCACCCCCUCCCAGGAGAGGCAGCAGGCCCUGUGCCCUCUCCAGUGCCCACUGCUGCAGCAGCGCCACAGCUCCCUGCUCUUCUGUGGGCACCAGGGGGAGCUGAGCAGGCUGGGCUCCUCCAGCUGUGUCCCUGCCACCAACCAGAGACAGAACCAGGGAGGGGUGGAGCAGAAGAACAACAACCCCAGCUGCGUAUCGCUUCAUAACAAAAGAUUAGACACGAGCGCAAACAACAAUCAAGGCUGCGUCAUGAACUGCAAUCCCCAGGGCAACUAAUCCCGUCUUCACAUGAGAAGGACCUUAUUUUUGCAGUUGCCAAUGUCUCUUUUGCAUUCUUUUAAACUGAUAAUGAGGAAUAAAUAUACUUACAUUGCAUGAA
This is a messenger RNA of Oncorhynchus tshawytscha (Chinook salmon), 4014 nucleotides long. RefSeq names its product nascent polypeptide-associated complex subunit alpha, muscle-specific form. The coding region runs from base 858 to 3911 and encodes 1017 amino acids. The record is from RefSeq and is a predicted model, not a curated record. NCBI's taxonomy places the organism in Eukaryota, Metazoa, Chordata, Actinopteri, Salmoniformes, Salmonidae. The transcript has 4 exons.